AGCCGCAGCUGCUGCAUUUCAAAGCUCCCGGCAUGACGGCGCUCCUCCUGUGGGCUCUUCUGGGAGCCUGCCGAGCUGAGGACUAUCCGCACUACGUGCCAGCUUGUGGCAGCUGCAACACAGCUCAGACCGCAGCCGAAGAAGCUGCAAAGGAGCACCGGUCUCUGGCGGAGCAAGCCAAGGCUGCGGCAGCGGCGGGCGCGGGCGCGGCGGCCGCCCUGAGCCUCUCCCCGGAGUACCAGGCGCAAUAUGCGGGCAAGGCAGCUUUUGAGGUCUACCACAAGGCUGGCCAGCCGCUGGAUGAUUGCGCCUUUGAGGCAGCGAAGGAGGCUGCCCGGACGGCCGAGGCAGCAGGCCUCGACAAAGAAGCUCAGCUGAAGUCUGGCACCAUCACUGCGGCCUUGUCUCUUGGGUCCAUUGGGCAGAGCGGCCAACAAAGAGCCGACGGCGCCUUGCACGCGGCCAAGGCUUUGGCCCGGCGACUGUACCCGGCCGCAGAGCAGCAAGCGGCAGUGGACGCGAUGGAUGGUCCCAUCAGCUUCAUCACUGGAGUGCUGCCCACAGGGCACUGGAACCCGGAGCCCAACCUGCUGGAAGAACCUGCCAGCCCAAUCAAUGAGCUGUUGAAGGAGAAGGCGGCUGCGGAACACACGGAGGUGCAGAAACCGGCAGAGGCGAUCUUGGAUGUCAAUAGCGCCAGCGGUCUCAAGGCGUCCGCCGCACACGGCGAAGGUCUUCCUGGAUAUGCGUGGUUUUUGAUUUCUUUUGCGGUUGUUCUCUCCCUAUUUGGAGCGUUCUUGCUAUGCUACCGGAAGAUGGGCGAUUCGCGUGACAGAAUGAUCCUGGAUGAAGGCGACGAAGAUGAUGAUGACCUUGAGUGAUCCAUAGUUAUCGAUUUCAUUCUUUUCACUUUUCCUUCUUCCAGGGGCCGAUGUUGUCCGUAGAGUGUUCUCGGUGAUAGUUCUGCCCCUGGGAAGGAAUCCGUUUCACUAAUGAGCGAUCGACACGAGCGCGCAAUUCGAAGGCCAGUGCAAUGCUUAU
This is a messenger RNA of Effrenium voratum, 1041 nucleotides long. The record is from the annotation of a GenBank genome assembly. NCBI's taxonomy places the organism in Eukaryota, Dinophyceae, Suessiales, Symbiodiniaceae.